Bactrocera latifrons is the source of this 1281-nucleotide messenger RNA. RefSeq names its product forkhead box protein A2-A-like. Gene Ontology annotation, cellular component: nucleus. Gene Ontology annotation, biological process: regulation of DNA-templated transcription. The record is from RefSeq and is a predicted model, not a curated record. NCBI's taxonomy places the organism in Eukaryota, Metazoa, Arthropoda, Insecta, Diptera, Tephritidae. Bases 125 to 1231 code for a protein of 368 amino acids. Gene Ontology annotation, molecular function: DNA-binding transcription factor activity; cis-regulatory region sequence-specific DNA binding. The transcript has 5 exons.
CACUUUAAAUAACGGUUUGCAACACCGGAAUUCCUGUUCGCCUACAUCCUCGCACAAAUCGAGUUCUUGUUCUCCACAAUCCCCAACUCCACACUCAGGUAUUCCACAAAACGUUAGCGACUACAUGCGUUCACCGAAGAGCACUACAAAGGCGGGAAAAAAAUUCGAGGAACUUGUUAUGGAAGUCACCGCCGAGGUGGAUGGCAAUGAUAUGAUGGUCGCUGAAAAUGUUGUAGUGGAAAACUCGCCACAGAGAACGCCAAAGAAACCACCAUUCACGUAUACGGAGCUCAUUGAAUACGCCCUCGAGGAUAAGGGUGAACUAACGGUUUCUGGAAUAUAUCAAUGGAUAUCUGAUCGCUUUCCAUACUAUAAAUCGAACGACGAUCGUUGGAAGAACUCAGUACGACAUAACCUCUCCAUCAAUCCACAUUUCCGCAAAGGACUCAAGGCGCCGCAGGGUGCCGGACACUUAUGGACAAUCUCAAGUGGAGAUUCAGCAGAGAAUGUGCUGGCCUGGGAACACAAGAAGCAACGCCUGGAUCUGUUCUUCAAAAUGGAGUCGAUGAAUCGUGAACGCCUGCAGCAGCACCAACAGCAAAUGCAACAGCGUCAGAGCUGCACUUCGCCGCAUCCAGAUUGCCAACAACACCAACAACGAAAGCAGCAGCAGCAACAACAACAGGCAUGCGUCUACGAUGAGGCAGCUACCGCCGCUGCUACAAUAGCACGAGAAAUGCUGAGCAACAGCGGCGACGAAGGCUGUGGGCGGAAUUCCAAUAACUCCAGCGACAGCAACAAUCAGAGGCUGGAGAACAAUCAUUUGGUGCACGAGUUGCCAUUUAACGACCUGAUGAGCGAUGAGGAACUGCGCAAGACAGCUGGACAAAUCUUGAAUGGUAUUCACCGCGAAGUGGAAGUGCAAUCGGUAAACUCUAUCAUCAGUACCUACCACGAUGUGCUGCUAGACAAUGAUUACCUUAAUCCCAUACAUAAGGAUAUUGCCGUGCACGAAAGUGGUCUGCGCAGCACAAAUGCCACACAUCUGGCGUCCAGCUCAUACAUACAUUCCCACAACACAACGAACUCCCAGUAUUAUGUCACCGAAAUCGAUCCACUGGAAUUGGGCAUACAAAUGUCACACCAAGUGGGCGCCGAGGAGGUGCUCUUCAACGAUGAGUUCAAUUUGAAUUACUUUGGCUAUAAUGGCGCCAACGAUAUUGCUGCCUGACCGCCAGCGCCAACCAGAGCUGAUAGAGCCACAAGUUGCUCAGUGCCACU